AUGCAUGAGCCCAUAGUUAGAUUGUGGACGCCGUACUACCCGGUUCACGAGGCCGAAUUCGAGGGUUUUCUUGGGGGACCUUACCCGGAGCCGUUGGCUAAAGAAACUGGCCCACAAGGCACUGGGGUGGAGUACGAAGUCCACGAUCCUCUGGGAGCCAGUAACUGGCUGGCCGGUUCAUACGCCUUUCAGAUGUGGCCAACUAUCCAGGAUACCCAGAUUGCCCUUGAGCCGCGCACUCGUCGGUGA
This is a messenger RNA of Echinostoma caproni, 249 nucleotides long. Lineage: Eukaryota; Metazoa; Platyhelminthes; Trematoda; Plagiorchiida; Echinostomatidae. The record is from the annotation of a GenBank genome assembly.